AUGGCUACGAAAAGGCAAUCAAAUGUUCUGAAUGCUGAUAUUGAUACAGUGCAGAAGUGGAAGAGGAAUCAUUUGGACAUAUCCAAUGAAGUGCUCCCUGAUCAGCCCAAUGUUGAUGAGGAAGAUGAUGUGAAAGAAGUAGACAGCUUAGCCUGUGCAAAGGAGAGCUGUGAAGAGAUCCUGCUCAAGGCUGGGUUUGAUGCUGCAAUGCAGUUGUGGUUCACCAGUAUCUGA
Dacryopinax primogenitus is the source of this 234-nucleotide messenger RNA. RefSeq lists its product as uncharacterized. NCBI's taxonomy places the organism in Eukaryota, Fungi, Basidiomycota, Dacrymycetes, Dacrymycetales, Dacrymycetaceae. Bases 1 to 234 code for a protein of 77 amino acids. The record is from RefSeq and is a predicted model, not a curated record. The transcript is spliced from 2 exons.